AUGUACGAUAGAAACGAAUCGAAGUACAAGAGACGAAAUACCGGCCCUACUACUAUUCCCGAAAACCAUAUAAACACUGCAAUUAGAAAAAAAUAUUCGCGAAGCGUAUCAACAGAGAGAAAGAAAGAAAUAGUAGAUACGAACAGUAACAUACCGAAAAACCCGAUUAGGAAACGAAGCAUUACCAGAAAGGAAAACAAAGAAGUACCCGAUGAAUCCAAUCAAAAUCAUAAUAAAAACAAAAAUGGUGGUAAACAAAAUAACGUUUCGAAAGAACUUCAGCAACACUCCCGCCUGACAAAAAAUAUUCCAAUAACUGGAGUUGCAACUAGAAAGUUUUCAGAAGAAAAGAAAAUCUCUAAGAAAGAUGAAACAGCUGCAGUUACAAAAUCAAUUAUGGAAACAGGACAUGAUAUGAAUGAAUCAAUUCAAGGAAGGAAUGAAAGCUCCCAUGCUGAAACAAAAAUUACUCGACAGUCCACUCAUUCAACACAUGGAAACGUAGACCAUCAGCCUGUGGAAACCAUAACAAGCGGAGAAUCAAUCGGUCAAACAGAUAUUCUGCAUAAUAGCGCGGAAAAAAUUACAGAUAAAGUCAGUACUAAUGAAAACAACAUCGAAGAAACAACUGAAAGUGAUGAAAAUGUUGAGAGGAAGUUCGAUAAUUUACCAGAAAUAGAAGAGAAAAACACAACUGAAAUCAUCGAAGGUGAUUCGAAAACCAAUGACUCAUCUGAAAAAUGUAAAUCUCCUUCAGGCACGUUGGACGACCUAACGAUGGAAAGUGAAAAUGGAGAAAAAGGUUUUGAUGAACAUAGUUGUCCUAUAUCUGAGAAAAUCAAUGAAACUGUGAAAGAUUCAAUGGGUAAUUUAGAAACAGUUGAAGAAGUAAACCACACUCUUGCUGAAUUCAAUGAAGAUAUUGCACAUGAAAGCAAAAAACCAUUAGAAGAUGAUGUUACAGUUGUACGCGAAAAAAGAAAUACAAGUGAUCUUGUGAAUGAUAAAGAAGUAGAUACAGGACUUUCUGAUAGGGAAUUAGAUAAAGAUGGUUUUAACAGAGAUAUGGCACUUCAAGAAAAUACAACCGAGAAACUACUGAAUUUCGAUGAAAGCAAAAUUGAGAACUCUAAUAAAAAAAUUGAACAAGGAGAUGAUUCCGACAAAAUAAUUGAUGAAGAAAGUCAAAUUGAAAAUAUUGUUGAUGAAGGUUCUUCAUUCCAUGAGAUUGCGAGUCCAGUUUCAGAUAAGAAGAUUGAUGAGAAAAAAACAAAUGAUGGAUUGAUUGAUUCAGAAGUGAUAGAAAAUGAAUUAGAUCAUUCGAUGGAAAUUGUAAGUGAUCGAGAAAAAUCAGCUAUCGUUGAAAAAUCAGACGUUUCUGAGAAACUAGAUGAAAGUGAAGUUUCCACCAAAGGAAAUAUCGAUUCUGUCUGUGGAAAUGAAGUUAUUGGAGGAAUUGGGACUGAUGAAGUGGACGCAGAGAAAAAAGGAAAAAUGGAUGGUGAUAUUUCUAUCGAUGGAGAAACAAGUGCGACAAACAAAUCAAAAGAAGAUGUUACUGAUGUUCUUGAAAGAAGCCAAAAAGAUGAGGAUGAUAGCCAUAAUGAUAGCUCAAGAAUCAUUACGAGUGAGAACCCUAUAGGCGAUAGUAAAAAAGAAGAGAAAGCACAGAGUGAUCAAUUUUCACAAUUUGAGAAAAAUAAAACUGAUGAAUCUCCAGAGGAAACAAUCGAAAAGAGAGAAGUGACAGGUAAUGCAACGGAUAUUGGAGAAAGAAAUACACAGUUUGAGGUUUCAAAUGAUCCUCUUCUGGAAACUGCGUCUCCAGAAUGUGAAAUAAAUGAGAAAGAUAAACAUGGAAAGAAACAUAACAUUUCAGAUACGAGCACCGGUCAAAAACAGUUGAGCAGUAUGAGCAGUGAUAAAAAUAAAAGUAUUUCUGAAGACGAUUUUACAGAGAAAAAAGAGAUAGUUGAAAACGAUACGAGUAAUGGAUCUGAAACUAUUUUGGAUCCUCAGAAAAUACCAGUCAAAAACGAUGAUGGAAAAAUCGAAAAGUCAAACGGCAAUUCAAAUGAUCAGGAAUUAUCUGAUAUGGAGAGUGAAGCUGAUUCUGUAGAGAAAAAGUUGAAUGUAGACGAAAAUACUCAUACAAACGACCACAUUGAGGAAGGAGAAAAUGAAAAAAAUGAAUCAGUUAUGGCAAAUGAUAUACAAACUCUUUCAGAAACAAAACAAAAAACUUCAAAUGAUACUGGAAACAGCGAGAGUGAAGAACCAAUCAUGAAAUCGGUUGAAUCAAAUCUGGUAUCUUCGGAAUGCGAGGUGAGAAAAAUUGUCAACCAAGAGGAAACUGACCAGGUUGUAACUGAAAUUGAUGAGAAGAAAUCUCAGCAAAAUGAUGAGAGUUCUAGUGGAGAGAUUCUGAGUCAAAAAGAAAAUGAUGUGGGUAAACUUGUCAACCAAAGAGGAACUGGUCAGGAUGAAACACAAAGUGAUCAUGAGACUUCUUUACAAGAUGACAAUGGUUCUAGUGAAGAUGAGGUCAGAAACAAUGUCAACCAAAGAGAAACUGAUCAGGUUGAAACACAAAGCGAUCAUGUGAAUUCUCAACAAAAUGACAAUAUGUCUAGGGGAGAGAGUUUGAUCCAGAUAGGAAAUGAGGAAAAAGUAUCUACGGAAACACAAGAACUGCCUAUUCAUUCACCAAAUGACUCUGAUACAAAAAAUAUUGUCAAUCCAAACAAAUUAUGUGGCUCCAAGGAAAUGAAAAUAAAUGAUGAGGAAACAAAAAACCAGAAUGGAACUGAGAUAAUUGAUAAACUGAAUGACACUAUCGCAGUUGACAAUGAAAUCAAAGUAUCUGAAUGUGAAUCUGAGUCUUCCAAGGAAUGCGAUGAUUCCAAAGAAAAUAGUAAACAAUCUUCUGGUGGAACAAAAAUGGACGAUUCAGAAACUGACCAUAAUCACAUAAAUAUCACAGUAACAAAAAAGGAACUCGUGGAAAAUGAAAAAAGUAAAUGUGGGGAAGAAGAGUUGAUGGGGAAAAGUGGAGAUAAUGUUGGAAAUGAAGAUACUCAUGUCAAUGCACAAGAAAACGUUACCCAAGAUUUUGAGGCUUAUCCUAAGAAUGAGUUUGAACAUGAUGAUAAUGAGAGAAGUGAUACAGAAGCGAAACUAGAACAGGAUGAAAAUGGGGAGAAUAAGAAAACAUCUGAGAAUGUUUUCAAUAAUGAAAAUAUUUCCAGUGAUGAUGAAACUGCUUUGACAGAUCUUACAAAGAAAAAUAAUGCGAAGAAUGAAGCAGACGUUGGAAUAAUAGACAAGGUGGCCAAAAACUAUAUUAACUACGUUAUUGAUAAGGAGAAAUUGAAAUACGAUAAUGAUCAUAUGGACAUAGAUUAUACAAAUACUUCACAAAAAAUAGUGAAUGGUAUGGAAAAUGAUCAACCAACAGAUUCGGAGUUAGAAAAAAACAAUGAAUCUCAUUCAUCACCAGAUGUUCAGAAGAAUGGAAGUGAGAACCAAAGUAGCUUCGAUCGAUCCAAACUACGCGAAGAAUUGGAUUUAUCUUCUGCAGAAGAAUCUGUUAUUGAAAAGGAAACCGAUAGUACUGAACGAAAUGAGUUGGAAAAGAACAUUAUCUCAACUCUAUCAAUAGCUGAAACUGGAAUGAUUUCUGCACCAGCGAAAAAAUUUAUCAAUGAUUUCAUCAGUAAUGAGAGAAGUAAACAAUUUGGUGCGAAUGAAGAAAACUACAAUGUCGGGGAGAAUGAGAGAGUACGAGGUAACAUAACUGAAAUCAAAAGCAACGAUACCAAAUCUGAAGCUGAUAACGACGUCAAACCCAAUGGAUUAGAAUCAAACAAGUUUGACAGAUCUAAAGUGCGAGAAAAGCUACAAAAAGAGGAACAAGAUUCAAAACGAACCAGCUACAAACACUUACUUCAACAAGAAUUAGAUCACACCUUUCUUUUAAAAAAGUCUACAAACAAUAAUGGCUAUUCUAGUUCAUUAGCUAAAGCUGCAGCUGUUGUCAGAAUCCAAUCGAUGUGGAGAGGUUUCAUUGUCAGGAAAAGUUUUCCUCAUCUAUUAAAUGGUAAGGAAUCAUUGGUACAUCGAGAUGAAAAUUCAAAUGUUAGUGCAGAUGAAAAACAGGAAUUGGUUGAAUCUGAACCAGAUACUAGCUCUGACAAAAAAAAUAAUGAUGACGCUCCUGAAGUAUUGUCAUCAGAGAGUGUGCGAACCAAGAGAAACAUUGAUGAUGAUGAUGAUGUUUUUAAAGCCACAAGAGCCGCGAUAAGAAUACAAAAGUUAUGGCGUGGUUUCAUUACAAGAAAAAAGAUGACGAGUACAAGAAGUGGAAUCGGUGAAGAUGAAACGACUGUUGAUGAAAUCAAAGAAGGACUGAUACCAAGUCUAAAGCCAUUGGUAAAAAAUGAAGAAGAUGAAAUGAUUGAUGGUUCUGAAGCAAAACAUACUCAGAAUCUCGUUCCUCCAUUGAAUAGUGACAAUGGUCGAAAUGAAGAGGAUAUAAAGGUUGUAUCCGUGAAUGGUUUGGAAAAGCAUGAAGGGGUGAAGACGAAAGAGCACAUAGUUGAUGCUUCAAACACUGACAAUACAUUAACUCAUCCAGGUCAAAGAAACGAAAAAGCAAUUGAUGAAAACAAAAAGAGAGAAUGUGUGACCAAAAUUCAAUCUUCAUGGAGAGGGUUUUUGGCAAGAAAAUUCGUAGAUCAACUGAAGAUGAAGAUGAAGAAUAAAAUAGACGACGAGAAAAAAGAGGAUUGCAAUAUUGGAGAAGACAUACAAAGACCGGAUAGUAUCGACUCCAACGAUUCGACAGGUACGAUUAUUGUCAAUGAUUCCAAUAAAAACACUGAAAAAGACACCUCGCAUGGAAGUCACCUGCAUGUGUUUUCCAAUAAUAACGACGAUCUUGAUGACGACAAUACAGCAUUAGACGAAAUAUUGGAAUAUCCUUUAAUAAAGGAUGAAAAUUUGAUAGAUGAUUACCAGAAUAAAUUAUUAGAUAGAAUAUCCGGAAAAAGAAGCGACUCCAGUGAUGACUUCGAAAGAAUAGGAGCUUUAUCACCGAAGCGCAUAGAAGAAAUUAAAGCAGAAGAUAUGAAAGACAUUGAUACGUUACAUACAUCUUUACUGCAGAGGAAAGCGGUUGGCCAAGAAAAAAAUUACUCGAAAGUCGAAGAGAAUUAUUCCAAAAGCAAACUAGAGAGCGUGGUCGAAGAAAGUUGCUCUGGAAUAGCAUCAGAUGAAAAACCAACCCUUUCAGUAAACAAUCAUCAUAAUUUAGCUUUGCAGAACAACAAUGUCGAUACUGAAACUGUGAAAAAUGAACCACAAACGUUCUGUUCAAUGCCUUCUGCUCCUUCUUAUGAAAGCAAAAUCAUAGACGGAAAACCCCUAUCCGACUACGUAGAAAGUAACUUAAAGAACGAAAACCAUGAGUCUGAGGUGAUCGAGAAUAUUCAAAAUGUAGGAAACAGUAGCAAGAAACACUCAAUGCAAUCCUCAGAUCUCGAUAAUGUGAAACUAUUACAUUCGGGAGAAUUGCACGAUACAAUAGUUAUUCCUUUAUCUAAACAAGUUGCUGAAUCUCUCCAAAAUGUCACUGAAAAAGAAAGGGUGGUAAAUAUUCAAGGAAACGAGUCUUCACAGUCUAUCGAUAGCACCGAAGAACUAUCGUCAAUUCUUUCUAACGUAGGUCUGCUGCAUACUGGAGAACUACACGAUGGAAUUGUGGUGCCAAUAAGUUUGUCCAGCUUAGGAAAGACAAUUUCAUCAGAGACUGAGUGUAAUGGAACUGACACUGUAGAUUCUUAUGUACAUUCUGUUGGGAGUUCAGAAUCACAAACUGACCACAAGCCGGCGAAUGAUACUGGCGGUGCCUCGUCUGUAUCGGUUCAAGUUUUACGUGCUCCAGAACCUGAAGUCGUGACGUCGACGUCCUCAGUCAGCGACGUCACCGACGCUCCCGAAGCAAGCAGCGCGCAGGCGUCGCACAAAGAAAGCUUACGGAUCCACGAUGAGUUCAGUCCGCUCGUUGCGCAGAGUAUGGAAAGUGAGGGAGCCGGAAAAACGCAAGAGGAAAACAUGGAAGCGCAAGCCGCCACCAAAAUUCAGGCCGGGUUCAGAGGCUACCAGGUCAGGAAGCAGCUUAAAUUGAAGGUAUGUG
Leptinotarsa decemlineata (Colorado potato beetle) is the source of this 6196-nucleotide messenger RNA. RefSeq lists its product as uncharacterized. Gene Ontology annotation, biological process: mitotic cell cycle; establishment of meiotic spindle localization; spindle organization. The record is from RefSeq and is a predicted model, not a curated record. Gene Ontology annotation, molecular function: calmodulin binding. Gene Ontology annotation, cellular component: spindle pole. NCBI's taxonomy places the organism in Eukaryota, Metazoa, Arthropoda, Insecta, Coleoptera, Chrysomelidae.